Molecule: messenger RNA, 804 nt
Organism: Anopheles marshallii
Lineage: Eukaryota; Metazoa; Arthropoda; Insecta; Diptera; Culicidae
Gene: Prip
Product: aquaporin FA-CHIP
Exons: 4
Coding region: 4-804 (266 amino acids)
Biological process (GO): transmembrane transport
Cellular component (GO): plasma membrane
Molecular function (GO): water channel activity
Source: RefSeq, a predicted model, not a curated record
AAAAUGGGUUAUACUCUUGGAACGGAAGAGUUAUCAAACAAAUCAAGCGGAUUAUGGCAUGCGUUACUUGCUGAGUUUGUUGGCAUCUUUAUAUUGAAUUUUUUCGCUUGUGCCGCGUGUACACAUGCAAAUGGGGAUAAAACAUUAAUCUCACUUGCGUUUGGGCUCAGUGUGUUUAUGGUCGUGAUGUCGAUCGGUCACAUCAGUGGUGGUCAUAUUAAUCCCGCUGUGACUGCCGGAAUGUUGGCAGCUGGCAAGGUAAGCCUCAUCCGUGCCCUGCUUUAUGUUGCCGCUCAAUGUGCCGGUGCAGUUGUGGCCACAACCGCCCUCGAUGUGCUGAUACCAAAAACCUAUCACAACGGCUUGGGCAACACCGGUCUGAAGGAUGGAGUCACAGAGAUGCAAGGCGUGGGCUUCGAAUUCUUCCUUGGAUUCGUGCUGGUGCUGUGUGUGUUUGGUGUUUGCGAUGACAACAAACCGGACUCGCGCUUCGUUGCCCCACUGGCCAUUGGUUUAACCGUGACUUUGGGUCAUCUGGGCGUUGUAGAAUACACCGGAUCGAGCAUGAAUCCCGCCCGUUCCUUCGGCACUGCUUUUGUGACGGACAGCUGGAGCCAUCAUUGGAUUUACUGGGCUGGACCGAUCGUGGGAGGUGUUACAGCGGCUUUACUUUACUGCCAGCUAUUUAAGGCACCUACCGUUAGCGAUGUUUCCGAACGCUAUCGUACUACUGCCGACGAUAAGGAGGUAAUGCUCAACCUAAUGAAACAUGCCGCACUGGAAGAAUCCGUCAUUACCACCUAG